AGGGGGGGGGGGGUGCUCAAUGUUAGAAAGAUAAGUUUAGGUUGUUUUGCCUCAAAUACAAUACUAAAACUAGUUACCCCUUAAAAAUAUUUUACUCCUGUUUGCUUUUAUCAUUGGUUACUACGGGUGCAAAUGAAUCAAGUUAGCUUGUGAGCUUUUUGAAAUAGUUACCCCUUGAAAAUAUUUUCCUCCCGCUUGCUUUUGUCAUUGGUUAUUACGGGUGCAAAUGAAUCAAGUUAGCUUGUGAGCUUUUUGAACCCAUUUGCACCCAUUGUUUCAUUUGCACCCAUUGGUUAUGCAACAACACGGAUGCCUGUUCCUUGGGCAAUGAUGCAAUGGUUAGGCCCUCCAAUGGAUAAAUAAGGGCCAACUAAAAAAAACACGGAUGCUUGGAUUUGAACAAAUGAUAUAUUUGUUCUUCACCCAAAGUCUAUCCACCCUAGGCGUUGUCUGAAAAAGAAAACAAAAGAUUGUUUUGGCGGUAGUCUCCUCUCAAUCUCUAGGUUCGUAUUCCUCUAUUUCUCUCUUUUCUUGUCUUUUUGUUCGACUUUGAUGCUAAAUUUGUUACAUUUUGAUUGUUGCGGUAUCUGUAUGAACAUUUCGAGCUAGGGUUGCUAACUUGCAGUUUUUUUUGUUGUUGUUGGAACUGGUGCUGAAUUGUGGGAUCUUCUCGGAUGUCUGAUCUGAUGGGCUCCUUUUUCGGUUUCUUAACAAUUGCCUGAAUUUGGACGAGGUGAUGGUGACAAGAAGUGGUAUGAUAUUAUAUUGCCUUUUGUUUACUGGAAAGGGUUUGCACUGAAUUUUUUCUCCUUUACCUUGUUUCGGUGACCAAGCCAUUUGACCUAUUUCUAAGCCUUAGGAAGAUGAAGUUUCUGGAAAACACUCCUUUGGACAGGUGAUUCUAAUAUGCUGCAUGUGUUACUAAACUUUAAUUUGUUACUCAGCAUAAAUCUUUUCUUAAAUCAUCUAAACCUGGGAGAGAGUACCAUCAAAGGGAACCUUGAAGCCUUCUCAUGUAAACAAAUUGGGACAGAUAGCAUGCUUUCUUUUAGCUUAGAGCAGGAGGUGCAACAUGGAUCAUGUGCCAUCUCACUAUGAAGAACUUUGUCCUAUUUUUGUUUAUCUUCAUGGUACCAUCAAUUCCGAAGGCCAACAGUUAUAAUGAAAAUGUUGACCUUGCUGGAAAUAAUAGUCCAAGAUUUGUUGGCUGUUGGCCAUGCUUCUGGCCUUAUCUUGCAAGCUCAUUCUUGCAACAUGGUACCACAUUUGAAUCAGAUUUUCAUGGUUACUUAGCUCAAGAAUUUGGUAUAAGUGAUACCUGUAAAGGGCUCGCUAGUAAUAUUGGCACUCUUGGUAUUUUGAACCUUGAUCGGAAACUUAAUGGUGAAGGAUCUCAUCGACACAUAAUUUCCACCUUGAGGUUCUUGAACCAAGCAGAUAUUAAUUCUUUGGUUGGUACUCAAGAGUGCGAAGCAGUUAUCAUUGAAAGACUUCCAGUUGGUAUCUUUGCCGAUCCAUUUGAGUUACAACAUCUUGUUAACCACAAAGUUUAUUCAGAUGUGGCUGUAUUUGGCGAUAAAAAUUUAGAACUGCCCUCUUCACUUUCAAACAGGUCCAUUGUUGAGAUUCAUAUGAUCAUUGGCAAUGAAAAUUCAUCGAGUGCUGAGACUAUAGUACAACUUCCACUUCAUGCUAGAUAUCCGCCCCUUGAUGGCAGUGGUUAUAUGAAAGUCAAAUUGGAAAGCCCAGAAUUGUUUCUACGUUGCAGGCCGAAAAGCUUGAAGUUAGAGCCAUGUUUGUGGACACUCAUUGAAUUGAAUGCUAAUGCUGGAUCAGUGAAGACAGUUGCGUGGCAUGUCCCCGCAGGGAAUGAUGCACACAGAAACAUUGUAGCCAUUGCAACUUUUGCUUCCGCAUUGAUUUGUGCUCUUUCAGUCUUUGUAUUUACUAUAUAUUUCUCCAAGAACAACUUCGUCCUAGUGCCUCCAGUCUUCUGAGGAAAUGGUAUUACUCUUGUUUUACCCUUCUAAUUGUUCAUGAGCACUCUUUUAAUUGUUAUUUUUGUAAUUAUCUUCUUUAGCACGUAUGAUUUUAUAUUUUAAUAAAAUGUUUGAUUGCCUUUUCAGUACAAA
Messenger RNA from Zingiber officinale, 2132 nucleotides. Its product is annotated as phosphatidylinositol-glycan biosynthesis class X protein-like. The record is from RefSeq and is a predicted model, not a curated record. Lineage: Eukaryota; Viridiplantae; Streptophyta; Magnoliopsida; Zingiberales; Zingiberaceae. Gene Ontology annotation, cellular component: endoplasmic reticulum membrane. The coding region runs from base 1080 to 1997 and encodes 305 amino acids. Gene Ontology annotation, biological process: GPI anchor biosynthetic process. The transcript has 8 exons.